Messenger RNA from Chenopodium quinoa (quinoa), 3452 nucleotides. RefSeq lists its product as uncharacterized. NCBI's taxonomy places the organism in Eukaryota, Viridiplantae, Streptophyta, Magnoliopsida, Caryophyllales, Amaranthaceae. The record is from RefSeq and is a predicted model, not a curated record. The transcript has 3 exons. The coding region runs from base 2287 to 3351 and encodes 354 amino acids.
UGUUUGAUUUAAAAUUCAGGGUUGUGGGGUUAGAUUAUAUAGAAAAUCUGUUGGGGGAUGGAUUUGUUUAUUAUAUUUUGAAUUUUCUUGAAUUUUGAUUGAAUUUUUCCUAAAUUUUGUUCAUUUUCUGUAUAAUUUUGUAAUUUCUCUUUGUUUUGCUUGAAUCAUUCUGAUUAUAUUUAGGGGGUGUUUGGUAUAGGUUUUUUAAAGGGGUGGAAACGGAAUCAUGUUAGUGUUUCCGUUACAUUGUGUUUGGUUACGGACUAAAUUAACACAAACCGUUAGUAAGUGGUAACCAUUUCCACCCAAUUGUUUCCGCCGUAAUGAGUGAGGAAACAAAUUCUCUUUCCUUCCUUUAACACAAAAAAUACAGAAAACUCUUCUCCCUCCUCUUCGCUCGCUCGAUUUUCUACUGCAAAUCUCUAGAUCUUGCUAGACGAUUCUACAAGGAAAGCUGCAAUUCUCCAGAUCUUGCUCCUAAAUUUUCAAUUUUCUACUGCAAAUAUCAGGUUUGCUAUCUUCAUUUCUCUCGUUCAAUUUCUAGGGUUCAUGCAAUAUCAAUUUUGCCGUUUCUGGUUUGAAUUAUUUACUUGCUUGUUCGAUUGAAUUUUUUUUUUAUCUUUUGUUGAUUUUCUGCUGAAUUUGAUAGUAUAUAAUUAUAUAUUGCUAUUAUUGCUAUAAUUGUUGAUUAUUGCUAUACUCGCUCGACAAUAUACAUGACUCUGAUUUAGAUAUAAUUACAAUGUUGUAUUUGCUAAUCUGCGUGAUUGGUGGAGCAUUCUUUGUUGAUUAACUAGAUAUUGAUAUAAUUACUAUGUUUUAUUUGCUAAUCUGCGUGAUUGGUGGAACAUUCUUUGUUGAUUGCUGUUGUUUUGCUGUUUAUCGGGUUCAAGGGUUGGAGGUGAACUUAUGAGAGGUGGAUGGGGUUUCUGGUGGUGAGGAUCGGUGGUGUUUUUGAUUGGGGAAGUGAAUGUCAUGGUGAUGGUGGUUUUUGGGUGAGUUUUGAAGUUAAGGAUGGUAGUAUAUUUUACCUGGAACGCCUGGAAACGUAUCAGUAUCAAGUGAGUAAUUCGACAAUGGGAUGACGAAUGAUUUCAUCCGAUUUGUGCAGUAUUUGGAUAUUCAUAAUAGCUGUCAAUUUUUUUUGUUUUUUUAUUUUUGUUUUUCGGAAAGAGUCAAAUGCAGUAGUUUUUCUACUAUUAAAUCUCCAAUUUUAUUGAACUUCAUUUAAACAUCAUACCAUCAAGCCAUCUACUUGAUUAAUAAUGUAUAAUUCGUAUGUAUGAACUAAAUGAUAUUGGUUAUGAUUUUUUUUUUCCUUUAUUAUAUGGGGGACAGGGGUUGGCUUGGGUAGAUUAAUUUAUAAAUUCUUAAACGAAUGUCUAAUUGGUAUUGAUUGAUGUUAACACACCAAAUUAUUUCUAUCUAAUUGAUAGAGGAUAUUGCGUGCUUAUUAUAUAUAUUCAACCUCUUAUAUGUUGUAAUUGCGUGCUUAUUAUAUAAUAAAUAAAAUCAUUUUCUAGUUUUCUAUCGCAGACGAUUACCUCAUGUAUGUUAUUGCUCCAUCCGGCCAAAAAUCAGAUUAUGUUGAUCGAUGAUGUAUUUGUUUCUUGUAUUUUAAUGGUUUUUGAUGGGUAAUAUAUUGAUACUAUUGUAUAUUUUUUGGACUAGUUUUUCAAGAUUUCUACAAUGCCCCGACUUAUGCGUUCCUCAAGGAAGAAAAAGCUAAAACAAAUACAACUAGUUAUUUCAAUGGUUAUUAUUAAUUUGAUGAUGUAUUGGAUGUGGCAUAUGAUGUGUGUUGUUACAAUAAAGGGUGUUCAAUUGAAAGAAAGAAAAAGAAACAAAAAGUUGCUACGAAUGUUAGUUUUGAGAGGGCUUUAUAAAGAGAGUGAUGUGAAAUGCAAGAGUGAGCUUCGCGUUAAUAGAAGAACUUUCAAUAUUAUUUGUGAGAUGCUUAGAGACAUUGGUGGUUUGAGUGGAACAAAAAACAUGUCACUUCAAGAGAUCGUAGCCAUGUUUUUAUACACGUUGGCUCACCACAAGAAGAAUAGGUCUAUUGGACAAUAUUUCUUUAGAAGUGGAGAAACCGUGAGCCGACAAUUUCACCUUUGUCUAAGGGCUCUUCUCAAAUUACACGAAGUAUUACUUUACAAUCCCACACCAAUAUUAGAAUUUAUUACAAGUGUUGCUACUUCGGAUCAUUGGACCAAUUUUAGAAACAAAUUAGCCCAAGAUAUGUUUAAUGAUUGGAGGGCGAGAGGUAGACAUGGUCAAUAGCAAAAAAUGAUGGAGGCUAGCAAUCGAGGAAGAGGUAAAAAUAAAAGGUAUUGGACGUAUGAAGAAGAUGCGGUUCUAAUAAGAUAUUUGCAUGAGUUGAGUUGCGAUCCGAAGUGGAAGUGUGAUAAUGGGUUUAAGAAUGGUUACAUGAAUAAGUUGGAAGAGAUGAUCAAUGGUGUACUUCCUAAUUGUGGCUUGAGAGCAGUUCCCCACAUUGAGUCGAGGAUCAAGCAUUGGUCGGAGAAAUAUAGUGCAUUUGCAGAAAUGCUAUCCACCUCGGGAUUUGGAUGGGAUGCUGAGAAGAAAUUGUUGCAAGUAGACAAGGUCGUGUACGAUGAAUGGGUGAAGACUCAUAAGAAAGCUAAAGGGUUGUUUGGAGUUCCAUUCAUUCACUAUGAAACUCUUGCGGAGAUAUACGCAAAAGACAAAGCUACCGGAGAUGCAAGUGAGUCGUUUGUUGAUGCUAUAGAAGAAAUGGGUCAAGAGAUUGAUAAGAAACCAUUCAAUGUCGAGAGUGAUGAAGAAGAUGAUGUGAAUUCUACUCAUUCGGACACUUAUUCUUCUACAAGUCAAUCCGGAAAACACCCCAUGAAGAUAGAGGAUGAUCAUAUAACUCCUUCAAAAAUGGCAAAAGUGAAGGCUUCUACAAUUCAUUCUUCCGCAAGUGAUUCUACUACUCAAUCCGGAAAACCCUCUAUAAAGGCGAAGGAGACUAAGGUGAAAGGAAAGAACAAGGUAAAUUUGAAGAGUUUGUGUAGGAAUGAUGAUGAUGAUUUGGUGGCCUCCCUCCAUGAUUGUUCCAACAAUUUUGGGAAGAUAUUUGAAAAUAUCAAUGUUAAUCUCGGGACUAUGGCUAGUGCAUGGUCUAAAGCGGAAGAAAGGGAGCAAAGAAUGGAUGAAAAGGUGAACAAGGUAUUGGACGAGGUGAUGAAGUUAGAUGGCAUUUCUCCAUCCGAAGCUUUAGAGGUUGCUACUAUUCUCAUGGCGGAAGAACAUAAGCUUCGCAUCUUCUAUCAAGCACCAUUUAAUAUGAAAAUACAAUAUGCAAUUGAUCUUCUUAAGAAGAAGUAGCAACUUGAGCAAUGUCUUUGUUUUUUUGUUGAACAUAUGCAACUUGAGCAAUAUAGGUUAUUUUAUUAUUAGUCAAUGUUUGGAUAAUUAAUGAGUGUCAA